AUGGGACUCGGUUUUAGUUGUCUCGGCGCCGGGGCAGCUUCGUGGGUUGUCUCAGCAGUUGUUUCUUGCUUUUCUGCUGCAGCGUGUAACCUAGCUUGUAAAUCAUGUAAUUGUAAUAAUUCAAUAGCAACCAGGAUAGGAUUUGCAAUCAUACUACUAUUGAAUUCUAUGCUUGCAUGGAUAAUGUUAUCAGAUUGGGCUAUAAAGCAGCUAGAGAAGAUAACGUAUGAUUAUUUACAUCUGAAUUGUCAAGAUGGAACAUGUUAUGGAGUCUUUGCUGUUCACCGUAUUUGCUUUGCAUUAUCAUUUCUUCAUCUUCUUUUGGGACUUUUGGUAAUUGGAGUAAAGGAUACACGUGAUAGUAGAGCUGCGAUCCAGAAUGGCUGGUGGGGACCCAAAAUAUUGAUGUGGAUUAUUCUUAUAAUAGCAUCAUUUUUCAUUCCAAAUCAAUUUUUCAUGUUCUGGGGCAAUUAUAUUGCCUUGAUCGGGGCAACUUUAUUUAUUCUAGUUGGUUUAGUACUUUUAGUUGAUUUUGCUCACACAUGGAGUGAAUCUUGCAUAAUGAAAUGGGAGGAGUCUGAUAGUGACAAAUGGAAAUAUAUUCUUAUCUGUUCUACAAUGACCAUGUUUUUGGCUUCAAUUGUGCUUACAGGAAUAAUGUAUGGCUUUUUUGGUGGAUCCGGAUGUGGCCUGAACCAGUUUUUUAUCACCUUUAACCUUAUAUUGUGUAUAAUUGUGACAUUUUUGAGUAUUGCUCCUUCUGUACAAGAAGUUAAUUCACACUCGGGAUUAUCACAAGCUUCGAUGGUGGUUAUUUACUGUACAUAUAUUAUUUUAAGCGCAGUUGCCAAUGAACCUGAUGAUAAUAUGUGCAAUCCAUGGAUAAGAAGUCGUAAUACACGUACGGCUACUAUCGUUAUUGGAGCUUUAUUCACAUUCUUGGCGAUUGCAUAUUCAACCUCAAGGGCGGCAACUCAAAGUUUCCAAUCACAAACAAAUUAUGACGCUGUCGAGAGCGGCAUAAUGCCAGCUUCAGCUGUGGAUGAUGACGAUGAACAUGGCCUUGAUGAUGAAAAGAAUGGAGUUGCAUAUAAUUACGGAUUCUUUCACCUCAUAUUCGCAAUCGCUUCCAUGUAUGUCGCGAUGCUUUUAACGAAUUGGAAUCACGUAACGACCACUGGAUCCGAUGAACUCGUUAUCAUUGGGCAAACUUAUGUCGCUGUAUGGGUAAAAGUUGUUUCCGGUUGGAUUUGUUUAUUAUUAUAUGCGUGGACACUUAUUGGACCAGUUCUUAUGCCAGAAAGAUUUGAGAUGGGAAUGGAAAAACAACCAAACCUGUCAAAUUAUACGAAAAAGCAGAUGCGUAAAUUACGCUUUUUUCCUUUAUUGGUUGUGGUAUUCGUAAUAUCUUUUUUCACGAUAUCGCAUUAUAAUCACUCGAGUGAUAAUGAAGAAUUUCCAUUUAACGAUAAAUUUGGGGGAAAUGUACAGGAUAUGAAAUGCCCACAAUAUAAAAUCAUGCUGCUUAUUUAUUCGGAAGCGGAAGAUAUUGAUAAACGUGCGUUAAUGAGAGAAGGGUUAUUCGAACAAAUGGAAUAUGAUGAUAUUGGAGAAAUUGAAGUUUUGAAGGGUGAUUGGCAACUAUCCGCGCUUAAAUACUCACAAUUAUUAAAACAAACGUGCAUGUCAUUCGAUCAUUUAGUGUUGACUGAAGUUUACACGAUGAUAAAUCUUGAAAAACUUCAAAAGAAAAUCUCCUCAUCAAAAAUAGCCGACCAAAGGAUUUCAAGUACACAAAAGCUUGUAUGGGGUUCGUUCAACUCCAACAUAACGGAUAGGAUGGCUGUAAUAAUGGGAUCUUCAGCAGUACAAACUAUCUUGGAUAAUUCGGAAUACGAAUCAACAAAUGAUACUAGCGUUAUCACCAGAUUUUAUCAUUAUCAUUACAAUCAUAAAACCAAGAAAAUUCCUAAUGAUUUGAUUUUAGCAAAUGAUCAAAUGGGUAUAAUAGAAUGGCCAAAUUCGAUCAAUAGCAUACCUUGCAUAGAUUGUGCAAUAGCCAUAGGUCACAUCUAUCAGGAGUGGGAAUUUAGGAAGAUUAAGAAUGAACUGAACAUUUCAACAAUAAAUCCUUGCAAUGUACGAUCUGACCUUAAAAGAUAUUCAAAGGGGACGAUGAGUAAAUUAAGAUCAAAGAUCGUUGUGGCGACGAGUAGCUUUUUAUAUCAUGAUAAUUGUAUGUUGGAAGCCGCUUCUCUUUCCGCGCAAAAUAAACGUGAAUACGCCGAGAAGCAUGGGUAUGCUUUCGUGCCUCGUUCGAGCGAAUAUGCUCAACAAAAUUAUCGAAGAAGAAGAGAAGUUUGGGGCAAAAUCGACGCCGUAGAGAAGAUUUUGCCUUAUUAUGAAUGGUUAAUUUGGUUAGACAUGGACGCUAUCUUUACCAAUAGAAAUCUAUCAGUUGAACAUUUGUUGGAGAUGUGUGAGGAAAGGGUUGGUGGGAAAGAAGCAUUUGAUAAAAUCAAUUUCAUUGUGGCUAGACCCGUUGGAGAUGACAUGAUAAACGCUGGUGUUUUCUUGAUUAGAAAUACCGAAUGGGCGGUAGAUUUCAUCAGAGAAGGUAUACAAGCUAGGAGGGAUCGUGCAUAUCGGGGUAUGAAAGAACAACAAGCCAUGCGUGACGCAAUUAAACAACCAAAAUGGCAACCAAAUGUGUUGUAUUUAGAUGGGGAUGAUCAUACUAUAAAUACGUUUCCUGAUAGAUACAUUAUGGGUGAUUACAUUGUACAUUAUGCCCCUGAAGAGGGGUGCCCUGCCAAUCCUGUAAUUAACGGCAUAACAAAAGUUAGAAUGAUGGAGCAGAACCCUGACAUUGAAAUCUCAAUACCGUUCUGA
Molecule: messenger RNA, 2892 nt
Organism: Funneliformis geosporum
Lineage: Eukaryota; Fungi; Glomeromycota; Glomeromycetes; Glomerales; Glomeraceae
Source: the annotation of a GenBank genome assembly